This is a messenger RNA of Carica papaya (papaya), 1750 nucleotides long. RefSeq lists its product as uncharacterized. The record is from RefSeq and is a predicted model, not a curated record. Gene Ontology annotation, biological process: protein transport. Lineage: Eukaryota; Viridiplantae; Streptophyta; Magnoliopsida; Brassicales; Caricaceae.
UUCUUCUCUAUUUGCGUUUCUUCUUCUACCUAUUCUUUUCUUCUUCUGCGUCUAAAUAUGGAGAUUCUUGAUGUUACUUCAAUCCACCAUUAACAAAGCUUACAGUUAUUUUUUUGCCAAUCAUCAAAUCAAUAUAACCCAUAAAGAUAUUUCUACUUCUGUGCCUCUUUCAAAAGAGGCAAAAUGUUUGAUGCAUUAAUCAAACCAAAAUUCCACGGAAAAUGCAAAUCGUUGGUGAGGCUUACGAAGACGCGCGUUGAGAUGGUCAAGAAGAAGAAGAGUUCUGUUUGCAAGUAUUUGAAGAAUGAUAUUGCUGAUCUCAUUAAAAACAAUCUUGAUUACAAUGCUUAUGGAAGGGCUGAAGGACUUCUGGUUGAGCAGAAGAGAUUGUCAUGCUAUCAAAUUAUUGAGAAGUUCUGUGAAUGCACCAUAAACCAUCUCCCUCUCAUGCUGAAACAAAGGGAAUGUCCUGAAGAGUGCAGGGAAGCUAUAUCAUGUUUGAUAUUUGCUGCUGCCAGACUUUCAGAAGUUCCAGAAUUGCGUGACCUCAGAGCUCUAUUCAACGAGAAAUAUGGCAACUUGUCUGAAUCAUUUGUAAAUGAAGAGUUGCGAGAUAAAUUCAAACCAGAUCCUCCCUCAAAGGAUAUGAAGUUUGAAUUGAUGCAUGACAUUGCUCAAGAAUUUGGCAUUGACUGGGAUUCCAAGGCUUUAGAACAGAAAUUGUUCAAGCCACCUGCAAUAACUGCACAAAAUGAAUCUAAGCAUACCCGUUUGAGGAAUGGCAAUGAUGAUGGUGGAUACAGAGUUAAGAAAAGCAUGAGUGAUGCUUUUCGAGAUCGAGAAAGUCAAGACGAAAAGGACUAUACGAUGCCAAAAAGAAAUGGGAGUGAUGUCUCAUUGUAUAACAAAAACAAGCUGGAAAUCUGUAGGGAAGACGAGGCAAUUGCUUUUGACACAAGAGAUUCACUUGAGACAAGUUCAAGUUCAGUAGGAAGUGUUUCCGAGGAUGCAAACAAGCCUUUUUACUAUCGAUUCAUCCCUCCUCCGUAUGUUAAAACAAACCCAAAUAAAGAAGAGAAGGAUAAGGAUGAAACUCCUCCAUACGUCAAAACAGACCCAAAUGAGAAGGAAGAACAUGGAAAGGAGAAGGAUAGAAGUCCAUCCUAUGUUAAAACGGACCCAAAUGGAAAAGAAAUGCAGGGAAAAGAGAAGGAUAAAACUGAACAAGUUGUUGAAGCUAAGCCGAAACCAAGAUCAGUCAGGAGCAGAUUUGCUAAACCAUCACGUACUCAUGUCGCUUAUGAUGAUACAAAUGGAGUCAAAGAAGAGAAAAGGGAUGAAGAAGAAAAGAUGAUAGAUGGGCUUCUGAUGCAUUACAGUAAGAAAAAAGCUCCACCAACUUCAUUGCAGCCCGAGAUGUCGGGUGGCCGUGUUCAUCCAAACCUACCUGAUUAUGAAAAUUUGGCAGCUCGACUUGCAGCACUUAAAUAAAUCAAAGAAGGAGAAGCAAAUAAUAACACAAAGAAAAACUAUUAACGUAUUCAUUUCAAUUCUUUUCUCCUAUUCAAGAUUAUAAUUUGUAUAACUCUGUCUCUAGGCAUUGUCACAAGCUAAUAUUUUCUGCUUCUAUGGUCUUCCAAGUAUCUUUGAGGUCUUGUGGAUUGUAAAGAAGUGAUAUUGCAUACACACAGUCAGUCAAUGAGGAAGAAAUGGAUUCUUGAUGCAUAUAAUAUGAAUCAUUGAUUGAUUA